Fimicolochytrium jonesii is the source of this 1516-nucleotide messenger RNA. RefSeq lists its product as uncharacterized. The transcript has 6 exons. Bases 202 to 1377 code for a protein of 391 amino acids. NCBI's taxonomy places the organism in Eukaryota, Fungi, Chytridiomycota, Chytridiomycetes, Spizellomycetales, Powellomycetaceae. The record is from RefSeq and is a predicted model, not a curated record. Gene Ontology annotation, molecular function: acetylpyruvate hydrolase activity.
GGGAAAGUUGAGGGACGCGUCAGGAAAGCCACUCAUCGCGUCAGGACGCACUUUUGAAUUCACAAAGUGUGCUGCGCUUUCCGCCUCAACGUCACUUCCGACUCCGCGACCGGUGCGGAAUGAGCUCUCCAUUUCGUACGGGGAAGUCAGCAUCGUCUUCGAGAUAAUACACGGAAGGAGUCGCUACAAUACAGCUCCGUGAUGCGUCAAACGUUGACCUGUGUGGGAGCCAUUACGCGUCAGAGGUGGGCCACCGGCCUGCCAUCGUCUCCAUCCAUCGUAGUUGUAAGGUAUUUUAGCAGCACCAAGCCAACUGCGAGGACAGCCAGGAAGACUUGGAGGCGACUAGUCCGAUUUGAUUCUCCCGAUAAUCAGGACGUGUUCGGCGAUCUAGCCUUGGAUCCGGACACGGGCAAGGCGGGAAGAGAUGACAGCGGAAGGCAUUACACGGCAUUCCUGAUCAACGGGGAUCCGUUUGAUCGUGACAACUACGAACUGACAACAACAAAGGCGACCGUGAUCAAGCUACUUAGUCCCGUGCGCUCACCUCCCAUAAUCCUAGGGAUUGGCUUGAAUUACGCCAAGCAUGCCGCCGAGCUAAAAGCCCAUCCUCCAGCUCAGCCGAUCCUUUUCACAAAGCCCGGCACUGCGAUGCAACACCCCGACGGUCCUAUUCUCAUUCCCCAAGCUGCCGCCGAAGCGGAGUGUGACUACGAAGCAGAGUUGGCAAUUGUGAUUGGAAAACGGUGCAAAAACGCGUCAGUGGAGAAUGCACUCGAGCAUGUCGCAGGAUACACAUGUGCGAACGAUGUAACAGCGCGGAAGUGGCAGCGGGACCUGGGCCAAUGGUGCUAUUCGAAGAGCUUCGACACCUUUUGCCCACUAGGUCCAGUUCUCGUUUCUCCUCGAGUUAUCCCCUACCCAAACAACUUGAACAUCAGGCUCACUCUUAAUGAUGAGCUCAUGCAGUCAUCGAACACGCGGGACAUGAUACACAAUGUCCCUCAUUUGAUCAGUUUCUUGUCGCAGGGUACUACUCUCCACCCUGGCACUGUCAUAUUGACCGGGACGCCUGAGGGGGUUGGCACAAGUAGGACGCCCAAGCUCGUCUUGAAACACGGUAAUGAGAUUAAGGUCAGCAUACAAGGCAUUGGGACUCUACGGAAUUCCAUUGUGUACGAAAACACGGUCGACGAUCUGCCUGGCGCCGAAUUCACAGCUGCGGGAGUAUCUGGGCAAGCAGAAUCCUCUGCCGAGUCUGAUGACACGAGCUCAAAUGCGCCGAUCGUAUCAGUAUCAGACUUGACGAUGGAUGUUGACCGAUAUAAUGCUGGGUAUGGACGAAGGAAGGUUGGUCGUGAUUCCGGAACCGACUAAAGAACCAGACAAACUGGUUAGCAUGGAGCUCUUUUGAGAAACCGUAGUAUAGAAUAGAUAGAAUCAUGAGCGGAGAAAGAAUGCAUGGCGCCUCGUUGUCCGCGGCUAAGACUUUGCAGUGAGAAGAGGGAAACGCCAA